AUGGCCUCUUCCCUGACGGUCGAAGAGCUUCGUUCACGGCUGCACGAUUUCGGACUCGAUACCAAGGGCAAGAAGGCCGACCUCAGACUUCGGCUCAAGAAGGCCAUACGCAAUGCGAGCGACAGUCCGCCCACUGGUGUAGUGGAGUCGCGAGACGAGAAUGCAAGCUGGGAGCCAGAGUUCGAUACCUUUCUAGUACUCGACGUAGAGGCGACGUGCGAAUCGACACGCAAGUACCGCAACCUGCAACACGGCUACGAGACGGGCUCGUUCCAAUACCCGAACGAGAUCAUUGAGUUUCCCGUCGUCCUGCUCCGAUGGAACGCAGAGACCCAACAGCUCGAUACCACCGGGACGUUCCACUCUUUUGUCCGACCUACGUUCCGACCCCACCUCACGCGGUUCUGCCGCGACCUGACCGGUGUCACGCAGUCGCAGGUCGACGCAGCACCCACCUGGCCCAAGGUCGUCCAGCUCUUCUUCCAAUUUCUCCGCACGCACGAUCUGGUCGAAGACACCUCAACUCCCUCGACAAACCACCUGCACAACUAUCGCCUCCGUCGCGGGGUCACCUGGAUCAACCACGGUCCUGCCGACCUGCGCGACUUUGUCAUCAAGCAAUGCUGGAUCUCUGGCCACGCCCGCGAUAAGGACGCCGGUGCACCGCCGAUCUUCCUCCGCGGCCCACUGGUCGAUAUCCGCAGGGGCAUAGCGAGCCUGUUCAAAUGGGAGCAGGAGCUCAAGGCAGAGCAGAAUCGUGCUGUGACUCGUGCAGCUACGCCGCUAGAGUUUGGUGGCGAGGACGGGUUUCAGGUCAUCUCUCCUGCAAGCGCCACGGUAGUGAAGGAGGAUCCGAGGACGACAGGUCUCUCGCCCUACGAUCAGAGUUUGGCUGGGCUUCUGGAGCUGCUCAACAUCGGCCCGUUUCAAGGCAGACAGCACAGCGGCCUGGAUGACACGCGGAACAUCGCCCGACUGGCGAUAGAGGCCGCACGACGCAUCUCGUUAGCGGCCAAGGGGGAGCAGGUGCUAUUGACCAAAAAUUUCGAAUCCGUCGACGGGCAGAUGGAGGCGUCCGCAGCGGUGAUGGAGCUGGAUAAGAGGACAGCGUUGACGAGGGCGAGACAGAUGGAGAAGCUCGUGCUCAGGCCGAACGUGAGGCUGGACGGAUAUCAGAAGCGGUUCUUUUGGAUGGGCAAGUGCGCUGGUGAGUCGCCUCCUUGUCUCCCCUCGGACUCGAUCGACCACAGUCCACCCAAGAUGUCGGUAGCAGCAAGCGUCCUUGGCUACGCCGGCCUCGGCUUCCUCACACGAUGCUAUGCGCUCGGUCUGCAGAAGCGAAACAUUUUCGAGAACCUCGGAGGCCACGCGAUGCUCAUGUCGGCCUUUGGCGCACUCGGAUACUACGUUCACGGCCUGGAAGGCCGUCAGCUCGAGCUGAUCGCACAUAAGAAGGAGCAGAUCCUCAAGAACCGAGAACGCCUCGCAGGUGGCAGCUCGCCAUCCCACGACGACGAGUAG
Kalmanozyma brasiliensis GHG001 is the source of this 1521-nucleotide messenger RNA. RefSeq names its product Exonuclease, RNase T/DNA polymerase III. The coding region runs from base 1 to 1521 and encodes 506 amino acids. Lineage: Eukaryota; Fungi; Basidiomycota; Ustilaginomycetes; Ustilaginales. The record is from RefSeq and is a predicted model, not a curated record. The transcript has 3 exons. Gene Ontology annotation, molecular function: nucleic acid binding; 3'-5'-RNA exonuclease activity. Gene Ontology annotation, biological process: exonucleolytic trimming to generate mature 3'-end of 5.8S rRNA from tricistronic rRNA transcript (SSU-rRNA, 5.8S rRNA, LSU-rRNA).